This is a messenger RNA of Plasmodium falciparum 3D7, 3906 nucleotides long. It is a transcript of the gene ORP1, whose product is annotated as nuclear transcription factor Y subunit beta. Gene Ontology annotation, biological process: positive regulation of transcription by RNA polymerase II; regulation of DNA-templated transcription. The record is from RefSeq and is a predicted model, not a curated record. Gene Ontology annotation, molecular function: DNA-binding transcription activator activity, RNA polymerase II-specific; protein heterodimerization activity. NCBI's taxonomy places the organism in Eukaryota, Apicomplexa, Aconoidasida, Haemosporida, Plasmodiidae. Gene Ontology annotation, cellular component: CCAAT-binding factor complex.
AUGCCAAGUAUUUUAGAGUCUGACAAUUCUUUAAACGAUGAGGAAAAUAAUAAAACAUUAGAAAGAAGCGGAGACAUUAAUAUGAUUGAACCAAAUAAUAAUAUAAUGAAUGAUAAUAUUUAUAGGUUAGAUGAAAUUCAUUGUAGUAAUAAUAUAAACAAUGAAAAAGAAGUAGGAAAUAUAUAUUGUGAUGUUGAAAAAAAAGGUGAUAUUAAAUAUAUAAAUAGAAUAUCUAAUAAAAAUGAAAAUAUAGAAGAAAAGAGUAAUGUUUUAAAAGAUACAGACAUAGAUGUGCCAUAUUAUUAUAAUAACAAUUCAAAUAAUGGUACUCAUCACUGUGAUAAUGAAAAUUAUGAGGAAGAUAAUGAUUAUAUAAAUAAUAAUGAAACACGUAAGAAUGGUAAUGAUAGUGAUAUUGAUUAUGGUAGUAAUUUCUCCUAUACUAAUCCUGAUAAAAAUUGUAAUAGAAGUAAUUCCUUUACAUCUAAUAUAGAUAAAGAAUCAAAUGAUAAUAAUGUAAACAAAAAAUCUCAACAUGUAAUUUGUUUAAAUGUACAGAACAAAGAUCAUAAUAAUAAUAAUAAUUUGAAAGAAAAGGAAUAUCCUUUCUUUGGUACUAUUGAAAAGAAUGAUGAGAAUGUAUCUAAUAAGAAAAAAAUUUCAGCACAUGAAAAUAUUUCGAUAUAUGAAAAUGGUUCCGGUUGUAUGAAUAUAUUAAUUGGAAAAAAUGAACAUUCUAAGGAGAAUAAGGAAAAUGAAAAAAAUGAAACGAAUGAAAAAAAUGCAACGAAUGAAACGAAUGAAAAGAAUGAAAAAAAUGAAACGAAUGAAACGAAUGAAACGAAUCAAACGAAUCAAACGAAUCAAACGAAUCAAACGAAUCAAACGAAUCAAACGAAUCAAACGAAUGAAACAAAUCAAACGAAUGAUAUAGUUAAUUUCGAUUCAAAUAAAAAUAAACCUUUAGAUGAAUAUAACCAUUCAAACAUUGGGGAUUGUACAUCUGUUUUUAAAAAUGAGAUAAAUGGAAAUUAUAAUUUGGAACAAAAUAUGGAUAGUAUAAAUAAUGUGAAUGGUGUGGCUAUUUUGGAUGCUGAAGAUAUGAAUAUUUCAAAGGAUUAUGAUAAUAUGAAUAUAUUACAAAAUUAUAAUAUGAUGAAUAAUGAUAUAUCUUUUGAGAAAAAUUUAGGAGAAAAGAUGAAUGAUAAAGAUGAUAAAAAUAGUUAUUUGGAGGAUAUUAAUAAUAAGGAUAAUGUUAAUAAUAAUGAUAAUAUUAUUAAUAAUGAUAAUAUAAAUAAUAAUGAUAAUAUUAAUAAUAAUGAUAAUAUUAAUAAUAAUGAUAAUAUUAAUAAUAAUGAUAAUAUAAAUAAUAAUAUUAAUAAUAAUAAUAAUAAUAAUAAUAAUGAUGAUGAUGAAAUAUAUAAACCGGGUGACGACGAAAAUUCAAAUAAGAUGUAUGAAACCCAGUUUAAUGAUUCCAAAAUUAAGAGCAAGAUAUCAUAUAAUGAUAAUGUUGAUAAAUUAGAUUCUUAUAACUUAAAAGAUUUUUUUAUAGAUAAUAAUAAUUACAAUAUGAAAGAAGAAAAAUAUUCGAAAGAAAGUAUAAACAAUAUAAAUUCAGAUGAAAAAAUGAAUGAAAGAAAUUUUAUAAAUGACAAAACAAAUAAAAUAAAUAAUAGUAAUUGUAACAAUAAUAAGGAUAGUGAUUCUAAUUAUAUAAAUCUUAUUAAUAAUGGGAAUAUAUUAAUAGAUCAAGAAAAUUAUCCUAACGAUAAUACAAAAAUAGAUGAAUUAUUGAAAAAUAUAGCUAAUGGAAAUGAUGCAUAUGUAAAAGCACAUGAAUAUAAAAGAAUAGAUUUACUAAAUACAAAUUAUAAAAGAAGUAUUAUGAAUAAUAUAAAUAAUAACAUCAACAAUAAUAAUAAUAAUAAUGAUAAUAACCUGAAUGAUCCUUUUUUUAACUAUCAACAUAUGAAUUACGCAAAUAAUAAUAACGAUCCUUCCUACAUAUAUUUGAAUAAAGAUAAUAUGAUAUUUGAUAAUAUAAAUAAAUAUAAUGUCUCAAGUAAUCCAGAUUAUCUCAUUAAAGAUAACGAAAUGAUUAAUUUUAACCAGAUGAGUUAUAUUAACAAAAAUAUUAAAGAAGAAAAUAUGAACCAUUUUAAUGAGGGAGAUUUUUAUUUUGAUAAAGGGAAAAUGGGAAGUACUAUGGGAAAUAUAGAAAAUAUGACGAACUUGGAAUUUAUGGAAUAUAAUAAUAUAAUGAGUAGCAACAAUAAAAAUAAUAAUACUAAUAAGAAGAGACGAUCUAAAAAGAAGGAUAGUGUUGUUAAAGAGGACAUUAAAACGGAAAAUAAAUUAUAUGAAAUGAAAGAUGGAAAUACAAAUAGAAAAAGGAGAAAUAGUUAUAUGGGUGAUGAAAAAAGAAAAGAAAGAAAAUCAAUUAUAUAUGAUAAUAAAAUGGUGGAAAAGAAUAAUAAUGAUAAUGAUAAUAAUAAUAAUAAUAAUAUUAAUAUGGAUAAUAAUUUUAUACAUACUAAUUAUGAAUAUAUAAAGAACAACAACAAUAAUAAUAAUAUGUAUAUACCUACCAAUUUAAAUAAUAUGAAUUAUAAAAAUUAUACAAAUUAUACAAAUGAUAUAGAUAACAUUUCAUAUAUGAAUGAAUCUUUAAGUAAUAAUGAUCAACAUUACAAUAUGCAUAAUUUAAUAAAUACUAAUGGUGAUAAUUUUUAUGCUAUGAAUAAUCAUGCAAAUAAUAUAAUUAUGAAUAAUAUGAAUAUAGGGUUUUUAAAAAAUAAUAUAAAUGAUGAUAAAGCUAUGGAACAAAGUGAAGCAUAUCUUAAUAAUAUUAGUCAAGCAUAUGAUAGUCAUAAUAAUAAUAAUGAUAAUAAUAACAACAACAAUAAUAACAACAACAAUAAUAACAACAAUAAUAAUAACAACAACAAUAAUAACAACAACAGUGAUAAUAAUAAUAAUAGUAGUAGUAAUAAUAAUACGACAAAUGAUAGUACUACUACUAAUAAUAAUACUAAUUCUAGUACAUAUAAUGGUACACAGAAUAACACCAAUCUUAGUAAUAAUAAUAAUAGUAAUAACAGCAAUAAUUCAUUUAAUAUGAGUAGUUUUUUUAGUAAAGGAGCUAACAGUAAUGACAGCCAACGAAAUUAUAAUUUUAGCGAAAUGAAUAAUAUAAAUGAAAGCUCAGAUUAUGCUAACUUAUCAAAAAAUACAGAAUAUGAUGUAUAUGAUGAAUAUGUUAAUUUAGGAGAUCAAAAAAAUGAUGAUAUGUCUGAUGACUCAAAUUCAUGUGAUGAUAAAGGAAAUGAUAAAAAUGGUGAUAGUAUCGAUUCGACUGAUAAAAAAAAAGGAUCAAAAUGUGAUAGUGAAACCUUAUUACCAAUAGCUAACAUUAGUAGAAUUAUGAAAAGAAUUUUACCUGGGUCGGCAAAAGUAGCUAAAGAGAGUAAGGAUAUUAUUAGGGAGUGCGUCACUGAAUUUAUUCAGUUCCUAACAAGCGAGGCUAGUGACAGGUGUACGAGAGAAAAAAGGAAAACCAUAAAUGGGGAGGACAUUUUAUAUUCUAUGGAAAAAUUAGGCUUUAAUGAUUACAUAGAACCAUUAACCGAAUAUCUGAAUAAGUGGAAACAAUUGAAGGAAUUAAAUAACUCCAAUAAUUACCAUGAAAAAAAGUUUGAUAAUAUAAAAAAAACAGAAGAAUCAGGCGAUUUAAAUAAUAAUAAUAAUUCAGUUGAAAAUAAGAAUUUAGAUGAAAAUGCAUAUGCUGAAGAAAAUUAUCCUAUAAUGAAUAAUGUUUAUAAUGAUCAGAAUGAGAUAUUCGAGAGUAAUAUAAAAAAUAUUUAUACGAAUUCAAAUGAUUGUGAUUAUGGUAAUGGGGUAUAA